GGCGCCCAGCCCCAUACCAGUUCACAGCGGCUUUGCUCUGCCUGCUCCCUCCGCUAGCGCAGCUGUGCUGCCAGGCCCGGAUCUGCCAUGGCGUCCCCCGCAGCGGGAGGGGUGGUGAUCGUAGGCAGUGGACUCAUUGGCCGGAGCUGGGCUAUGCUGUUUGCCAGUGGAGGCUUCGAGGUGAAACUCUAUGAUGUUGAGCAACAGCAGAUAACAAAUACCCUGGAAAACAUCAGGAAGGAGAUGAAGCUGCUGGAGCAGUCCGGUUCUCUGAAAGGUUCCUUAAGUGCUGAGCAGCAGCUGUCUCUCAUCAGCGGCUGCGGCAACCUAGCGGAAGCAGUAGAGGGCGCCAUGCACAUUCAGGAAUGUGUUCCGGAGAACCUGGAGCUGAAGAAGAAGAUUUUUGCCCAGCUGGAUCGCAUCGUGGAUGAUAGAGUCAUCUUAAGCAGUUCCAGCUCUUGUCUGCUUCCUUCCAAGCUGUUUACAGGCUUGGCGCACGUGAAGCAGUGCAUCGUGGCUCAUCCUGUCAAUCCACCCUAUUAUGUCCCGCUGGUUGAGCUAAUCCCUCACCCAGAGACAGCUCCAGCCACAAUGGACAGAACCUAUGCCCUGAUGAGGGAGAUUGGACAGUCCCCAGUGAGAGUCCUGAAGGAGAUCGAUGGCUUCGUCCUGAACCGCCUGCAGUACGCCAUCAUCAGCGAGGCCUGGAGACUGGUGGAGGAAGGAAUAGUGUCUCCUAACGACCUGGACCUGGUCAUGUCAGAUGGGCUGGGCAUGCGGUACGCGUUCAUUGGACCCUUGGAGACUAUGCACCUCAAUGCUGAAGGUGUGGUAAGCUACUGUGACAGAUACAGUGAUGGAAUGAAGCGUGUCCUCAAAACUUUUGGUCCUGUUCCAGAGUUCUCAGGGACCACAGUGGAGAAAGUUAACCAGGACAUGUGCAUGAAGGUUCCUGAUGACCCCGAACACUUAGCUGCCAGAAGGCAGUGGAGAGAUGACUGUCUCAUGAAACUGGCCCAGCUGAAGAACCAGGUGCAGCCCCAGUAAAUUCCUCCAUCACUCCUUCCUGGGAAGCUCUGUUUGGCAAGAUGAGAAGAUCCAAUCCCUGUGCAGCACCGAGAAACCCAGGAAGCCGGCCUGAAGACCAGGUCUGCUCCUCUGUGUUUCACUGUGAGCAGCUGUGGACACCAAGUGUCUUCUGGUCACUCCCGCCUGACCCUGCACUGGGCUAUCAGAGCACCGCUUGGGCUCUGAGGUGUGGGUUUCCUGCCCCUGGGCAAACAGGCUGAAGAUCUUCACCUCUUCUUUCCAGUGUGAUUACACAGGCAUUUCCAGGCGAUGAUUGCAAUUUCCUGUUAUCUUAAUCCACUUCAAAAGAAUUUUUGUAAUCAUUUUCUAAUCCCACUCUGAGUGUCCUGUGACCCUGCAUUAUGAAGCAAUCACCUUCAGUUUGAAUAAAAAAUAUUCUGAUUAAAAGUUUUGAUUCCAUGAGGACAGGCAUUUUCUAUACACACACACACACACACACACACACACACACACACACACACACACACUAAAUAAAUGUGCAAACAGUCCUCCAGUUUGGGCCAGUGCUUUCCCAAGCUAGUUCAGUUGUGCCCUGGGGUCCUCUGGCCAGGUAUGUUUAAGGAGCAUUGUGGGCUGCCCAGCCAUGUCUGCUGCAGUAAAUGAAAUGGUGUAGAGUUCUGCAGAAAAGAUACCAGUUUGAACAGUCAUGUCUAGAACCUCCUUCAACAUGAAGUCUGUUGCUGGCACAAGCUUCCAGGGCACUCCGAGGACACCAGUGUGUGCAUCUCUCCGUGGCAACUCGGAUUGCUGGGUACCAUUACGGGGCUUCCCAACAGCUCUGACAAGGUACUGGCCUUGCGGUUUUGGGUGGUGGGAGUCUCAGUGUCAUGAGGUAGGGAGCCGCAUUUCCUCAGGGUGGAGGCCGUUGUGGUGUGGAGAGCAGUGAGUUUGAUUAGGUCAUUUCGCUAGCUUGUGAGUCUUAAUCAGCGCACCCCCGUGUUCUCAGCCCACACCGAAUGGCUAAAGAUCUGGGGUUACCAUGAAUCAAAGUGACCGCGCAGCAGGUUCCAUGCCCCGAGGCUCAUGUCCAUGGAGGAACAUGGUAACACUGAGAGGCCCUGCAAGGGAAGCCUCAAGGAGGUGGGCUGUGAGCCUGAGUGGAUCACAGGAGUCAGCCAGUGCCUGCCAGCAGAGGAAGAGCAUGGGGUCCAAACAGGCUAUGCUUAGAAUGGUUCAGCUCACUGUGGCCAGGAGAGUACUCUGCAGAGAGGCCCCAACCAACCUGAUCAGGAUGAACCCCCGGACCAGUGGUUAGACCUCUCUCUCCCAGCACUGGAUCAGGUCAGGGUCUCACAAGUUCACUCUGACAGCAGAAAGGACCAGACUGGAUGCAAGCCUGCAGUGAGGAUAUGAGGCUAUGGGGCAGUGGACUGGGGAUGCCUGCAAGCAGGAGCUGCCUGUCACGGCUGGGAAGAGUGCAGGGUCAGAAAGUGAGAGGCAGGGCAGGAGAUGUCCCGUGUUUGAAAACUUCGCCGGGAAGACAGGAUGGAAAGGAAGUGUUGAACCCUGAAAGGCCUCCUCUUUGUCUUUGCCUGAUGGAGUUCCAGAUAGAUCUUCAGCUCUGGUGACUCCAUCUUUUUCUGAGCUCAUUGCUUCACCAACAGCAGGGCCUUGGCGUCUCCUCAGCUGAGGCUCCUCCACCCUCCCUUCAAGGCACUUCCCAGUGCUGUUACAGAGUCACAGCUUUGUCCCCCGAGCUGCCUGCAUCCUCCCUGAGUCCAGAAGGCCGUGCAGCCCCCAGACCUUGCCUGGACACCCACAUGAGGGGGACCUAGUUCAGCGUGGCUACCACUCAUGAUCUGCCCGGCUCUUGGUGUUGAUGAGCCACAAGAGUCCUGGAAGGGCUGGGCACGUAGGUUGCUGGGCCUGAGACUACAUGAGUGAGGCCUAGGCGUGCCAGGCAGGGGUGCUCACUUGUUCUGGGCAGCACUGCUAGGGCAAGGGGACAGAAGGUGGCACCAACUUGGAAAUAUUGGUUUUUAUUGUAUGUCUAAAUUAUAUUUUCCUAUUUUCAUUGUUGUGUCUUCCUGGGCGAAUGUCAGGCACGUUCGGAAAUAGCUACAGGUUCAGAAUCUAAGGAAUUCGGCCAAAUGGAGAUCAAAAAUAUUGGGAAAAGAAUUCUAGAAAGUUCUGAAAAGCAACAUGUACGAAUGUUUCCCCUCACCAUGGUCACAGCUGUGGAGCGUGGCAGCCAUUUCCACAGCAGUUACAUUGUAUUAGCUAUUAUGAAUCAUCUAGGGACGGCUUACAGUAUGCAGAAGGAUGUGUGUGGGUUCUCUGCAAAUGUGGGGCCAUUUUAUAUAGGGGACUUGAACAUCUGUGGAUUUUGGUACCCAUUCAGAUCCUAGAAUCAAUCCUAUGGCUACUGGAAGGACCUGAUAUGGCAGCAGAAAGGUUUUGUGGUCUGGUAGCCAUCACAACGUAUAGUGAGGAACUGAUAAGGUAUACAAAUGCUGACCCUCACCUCAGAACUGAAAUAGCAACUAGUUCAAACUUGAGAACAAAUAGUAGGGAGCAUAGACCCCGCUUGAGGAAGAUGGUUCUGGAAGCAGCUGGCAGGAGUCAGAGUUUGGUCAGACAUGGAGCUACGGGGGAGAUUGUGAACCCAGCUUCACACAGACCCCACGAACCACAUCUGUUAGAGGAACUGUCACGGGGGAGGGUAUUCUGCUCCCAGUUUGGCAGGCUGGGGACUGCUGUGAAAGAGCCUGCUUGCUCUGAUGGGUCAGUGGAUACCCUUUCCUCCACCUGGGCUAUUGGGUCCAAAGCUGCAAAGGAGAGGAUGCCACUUCACACAUUGUUUCCUGCCUGCCCAGGCUCCUCUGUCUGGCUUUGCAUCUCACAGCCUUGACAUUUCUGAAGAAUUCCAGUCUCUGGUUGUCUGAUGUUUUUUCACAAGUAGACUGAGAUCUGGUUUGGGAUUAAACUAAGUGUUCCCCUUGCCACGUUGUAACAGGGGACUGUAAUGACCAGGUAAUAUUGUUGGGCCUUCAUUGAUGGAUUUCUGUAUUUCAAAUUACUAUUGUGAAAAAAAAAAAAUAGGGAAUUAGAAGGACCUGCCCAAUAAGACACCAUCCUGACUAGUUUCUGAAUCAUUUUGUCGGGGUUGCAAAGUCAUAAAUCUGCAUCAGCAUGAUGAAUGUACUCAAUUCCUCAUUUUCUGCUCUCUGAACCCAGUGUCUCCCAGAGCACCCACAGUGUCUGUGUGUACCAAGGCCAUACAAUCGCCCUGUUAGGGAUGCUAACACAGAAUGCCUACAAUUACUGCUCAGCUUUUGCCGGAGGAUCAAAAGAUUUCUAUAACUGUUUUGAGACCAGGUCCUACACAGCUAAGCUGACCUUGACCUCUUGAUCCUUCUGCCUCAGCCUCCAGAAACUGUGAUAAUAGGUGUUAUCACCAUGCAUACCUCUUUUAUUUCUGUUCUAAAAGCCACAUGUCUGUAAUCCCAGCACUCAGGAACCUGGGAUAGGGGGAUCAUGGAGCUGAGAGAACUACUCUGUCUGCUGAAUGAGCGUCAAGGACCUUGAAGAGUCCAUCUGUACCUUCAGAUGGGCCCAAAGGUCUGAUGCAGGUCUGCUCCACCUAUCUUAGUGGGAGCAGCCCUCCUGUGUUGUGGCCACCUUCACCACUAGGCUAGUUUUUGGCAUGGCCUUGCUUUGUACCCUGUGUUUAACAGUGACUGCAUUGUCCUGUCAUACACAGUGAUGGAGCUAGUGGCUUUGCAUCCAGCUGAGGUGGCCACAUGAAUGUCCAAGACUGUCAUAUCAGCCAUCACAAUUUGUUUGAAAUUUAUUAAUUUUAUGUGUUUGAAAUUUAUUAAUUUUUAGUGGAUUCACUUAACAGUUAUUGAAUAUGCCAUAUGUCAAGAUCCACUUCAAAUGUUGAAGAUGGAGCAAAGAAUAAAGCAGGCAAGAAAAAUAAAAAGGAAAGAAAACUGUCCAUGUAGACCUUACAUUGUAGUAAAGAAUGUAAACAUAAACAGACAAAUCAGUCAGCAGAGCAGGCAGACGGCUAAAGACUGAUUGCGUAGAUACAAGCAAAGCAAGGGCCUGUGUAAUGGCUCCGCAGCUUAUAGGCUCUUACUGCCAAGUCUGCCAGCCUGACUUUGAUCCCAGGGACCCACAAGGGGGAAGGAGGGAACUGAUUCCCACAAACUCUUCUCUGACCUCCACAUGCACACUGUGUUCUGUGGUAUGAACACACACACACACACACACACACACACACACACACACACA
This is a messenger RNA of Peromyscus californicus insignis, 5328 nucleotides long. RefSeq names its product crystallin lambda 1 (gene Cryl1). Gene Ontology annotation, molecular function: L-gulonate 3-dehydrogenase activity; NAD+ binding. The record is from RefSeq and is a predicted model, not a curated record. Gene Ontology annotation, biological process: fatty acid metabolic process. Lineage: Eukaryota; Metazoa; Chordata; Mammalia; Rodentia; Cricetidae. Bases 88 to 1047 code for a protein of 319 amino acids. The transcript is spliced from 8 exons.